This is a messenger RNA of Oncorhynchus mykiss (rainbow trout), 1498 nucleotides long. Lineage: Eukaryota; Metazoa; Chordata; Actinopteri; Salmoniformes; Salmonidae. The record is from RefSeq and is a predicted model, not a curated record.
AUGGUUUUGAGAAACCGGGCCGUGAUUAACACUACAGGAGAGAGACAUGACUAUCGUGGAUCCUCUGGGGAGCCUCAACAUCAUGAUGCUAACGAGGCAGAGAAGAGUCUCUCCAGAUCAUAUCACCUCAAGAAACAUCAGUGGAGACCAACAGGGAAGAAAUCUCACUGCUGCUCUAACUGUGGGAAGAGUUACUUAAUAUCAAAUUCACUAAAAGUACACAUGAGAAUUCACACUGGAGAGAAACCUUAUAGCUGUGAUCAAUGUGGGAAGAAUUUUAAUCAGUCAAGCAGCCUGUUAUCUCACCAGAGAACACACACAGGAGAGGAACCUUACAGCUGUUAUCAAUAUGGGAAGAGUUUUACUCAGUCAAGCAGCCUGUUGUCUCACCAGAGAACACACACAGGAGAGAAAUCUUACAGCUGUUAUCAAUGUGGGAAGAAUUUUACUCAGUCAAGCAACCUGGUAUCACACCAGAGAACACACACAGGAGAGAAAUCUUAUAGCUGUGAACAAUGUGGGAAGAAUUUUACUACAUCUAGUCAUCUGAUUAUACACCGGAGAACACACACAGGAGAGAAACCUUAUAGCUGUGAACAAUGUGGGAAGAGUUGUACUACAUCUAGUCAUCUGAUUAUACACCAGAGAACACACACAGGAGAGAAACCUCCUAGCUGUGAUCAAUGUGACAAGAGAUACUCUGAUAAAAGAUCUCUGAUCAAACAUCAGAAAAUACAUUAAUGAUGGAAUUGUUUCAUGAUAUCAAUGAAUUAAUGUCACAAUGUAUAAUGUUUAAACAUUGUAGUAGGAGUAUUUUAAUGAUGUCACAAUGUAGAACACUAAACGUUUGCCCCCUACAUUUUAGAAGGAGUAUUUUAAUGAUGUCACAAUGUAGAAUGUUUUAACAUUGUAGAAUGAGUAUUUUAAUAAUGUCACAAUGUAGAAUGUUUAAACAUUGUAGAAGGAGUAUUUUAAUGAUGUCACAAUGUAGAACACUAAACGUUUGCCCCCUCAAUUGAUUUCUGCAUGAUAUGGAUAUUAGCCUCAGGGGGAAAAUCCAGGCUCUGAAUUGAAAGAGUGCUAUUUAUAUGAUAUAACAGAAAGUGACUAACACAAAAAGAGCUGUGUUACACUUACAGCAUUGGUGACCCACUUGAAUCAAAAUGUAGCUAGAUGUUUUCUACAAGUUGUCAUCUAACCAGUGAUGUACACAUUAUUCCCAGAUUCCAUGUGGUUUUUGAGCUGUUAGUUUUAACAGGACAACCUCAUCUCCCCACUCUCACACAAAUGAUUUCAACAUGAUAUCGAUGAGGGAUGAAAAAUAAGUGUUGCGUUCCUUUGUUUAACGACCUCUAAAUGUAAAUGCAUCUCUCCAAAAUGUAGCUGACUGUCUUCUGCAGGUUGUCCUCUAACCAGGGAGGUAAAAUAUAUCUCCCAUUUCCAUGUGUUUUUUUAGUUGUGUUAGUUUCAACAGCACCAACAACCUGAUUUGUCCUCU